Lepisosteus oculatus (spotted gar) is the source of this 5106-nucleotide messenger RNA. RefSeq names its product protein tyrosine phosphatase receptor type R (gene ptprr). Gene Ontology annotation, cellular component: plasma membrane; cytosol; cell junction. The record is from RefSeq and is a predicted model, not a curated record. Gene Ontology annotation, biological process: peptidyl-tyrosine dephosphorylation; signal transduction. Gene Ontology annotation, molecular function: protein kinase binding; protein tyrosine phosphatase activity. Lineage: Eukaryota; Metazoa; Chordata; Actinopteri; Semionotiformes; Lepisosteidae.
CUACUAUUAGUAAUAGGUCAGUGAAAUCUCACGAUGUUGGUACACGUAAAUUGCAUUCCUGAAAACGAGACAACACGAACAGAUCACACGUUUGCACUCUCGAGCCCCAAGAAGGCUGAAUUUGGUGGAAUCUUGGAAUGGGUGUCAUCGGAAGACUACCCAUAUUAAUUAUGCAUCAGCUCUCCACCGCUACUCUCGCAAAGUAACUGCGCCAGCUCAGCUACGGUAAAUUGAGAUGACUGAUGUAAAGCAGAAUCGCCAUUACAAAAUAUUGUUGCGCUAGGAUCACCGGAAAAUUCUUUAGAGAGUACCUACUGUAGGACUACAAUCGUACCAUUCCGUAUUAUUGUAAUUGGGAAAAGUAAACCAUUCUGAAAGCUGUUUUUAAUGUGAACGUUUGACGACUCAACGGCUCAGAAAUAUGCAAGGAAGAAGCGAGUUCCAGAUUGUUGUUUACGCGCUAUUUCUACUAAAGACUGUUGGCGGCUUUUCUGGAGAUCAUGACCAUUUCCUGACGAUACAUCAGCACAAGCCCGUGAGGCCCGUCAUAGUUUAUCAGCAUGCCGAAGGCACCAAGAAGACAGACUUGGAGGACGUGAACAGGCAAACAAACAUCUUCCAUUCACCUUCGUAUGCCAGGAUAAGCAAAGUCCACCCAUCCAUGAUUGUAAAAUGCAGAUUUCCUGAAGAUACCCAUGACCAAAGCAUCAACUUGCUGGCUCAGACAGACCAUGACCUGCAAGUUGAGAAUUCUCCUGUUUCUGCCAGAGACUUGGUAUCAGUGACUUUGCAGGUGGACAUUCGCAGAUUGAAUGUGACGUUGCUCCGAGCUUUCCGAGAUGGGGUGGCGGCCGCCUUGGACAUCUCACCUCAGCAAGUGCAUAUCAACCGUCUCAAUGAGAAAAAGAACUGCAUAGAGCUCUAUGUGUCUUCGGAGAAACUGGGCGAGGCAGAGCCAGUACCCUCGGAGGAAGUGAUUCGGUCUCUCAAUGUCAACAUUCUCCACAAGAGCCUCUCCCAGUUUGGCAUCACUGAGGUCACCCCAGAGAAGAAUGUGCUGCAGGGACAACAUGAGAGAGACAACGUGUGGACCAACGAGGGAUUUUAUGCUGUGGUUAUUUUUCUCACCAUCUUCGUGAUCAUCAUUACCUGUUUAAUGGUCUUGUACCGGCUGAAAGAGAAGAUUGAAUUCCCCGAUCGGCAGUACAAGGAGCAGAGCCGGGAGAUCCACCUCACCCCCAUCCCCGUCCACACCAAGGAGUCCCAGCUGAAGACUGCCAACAGCAUGGUGCAGCCAGAGCUGGCGCCCAAGCCUGCCAGCAUCGGUGCCGAUCCCCAGUCCCAGUCAACGCCAGAGAUCAAACCCUGUCUGUCCGCCAGCCCCUCUCCCUUCAGGAUGAAACCAGUGGGCCUGCAGGAAAGGCGAGGCUCCAAUGUGUCUCUGACUCUGGACAUGAGCUCCCUGGGGAACGUGGAGCCCCUCAGCAGUGGGCAGACCCCCCGCGAGAGAGUAGCCAUGGAGUACUUGCAGACAGCCAGCCGCACCCUGACGAGGAAGCAGCUCCGCGAAGUUGUGGCCAACACACAGAUCCUGCACGCCGAGUUUGUGGAAAUUCCAAUGAAUUUUGUGGAUCCAAAAGAUUUGGAUAUUCCAAGUCAUGGAACUAAAAACAGAUACAAAACCAUAUUGCCAAAUCCACAUUCUAGAGUAUGUCUGAAGACCAAGAACAUAUAUGACCCUCUCAGCAGUUAUAUAAAUGCUAACUACAUCAGAGGCUACCUGGGAGAUGAGAAGAUGUACAUCGCCACUCAGGGCCCCAUGAUCAACACGGUUAAUGACUUCUGGCAGAUGGCCUGGCAGGAGGAGUCCCCAGUCAUUGUCAUGAUCACCAAGCUGAAAGAGAAGAAUGAGAAAUGUGUGCUCUACUGGCCAGAGAAACGAGGCAUAUAUGGGAAGGUGGAGGUUCUUGUGAAUGGUGUCAAGGAUUGCGACCAUUACACCAUCCGCAGCCUGACUCUGAAGCAAGGAGGCCAGUCUCAUAAUGUGAAGCACUACUGGUACACGUCCUGGCCAGACCACAAGACCCCCGAUAGCACCCAGCCGCUGCUGCAGCUCAUGACAGAGGUGGAGGAGGAUCGCCGGGUAUCGGGCUCCAGGGGACCAGUCAUAGUUCACUGCAGUGCCGGGAUUGGCAGGACUGGGUGUUUCAUUGCCACGACGAUCGGGUGCCGCCAGCUUCAAGAAGAAGGGGUGGUUGAUGUGCUUGGCAUUGUGUGCCAGCUUCGGGCUGACAGAGGAGGCAUGAUCCAGACAGGUGAACAGUACGAGUUUGUGCACCAUGCCUUGAGUCUCUACGAAAGCAGGCUCUCCACCGACGCUGGCCAGUGAUAAUUUGUUGUGCUGUUUUGCCAAGUCUUCGUUUAUUUGGAGGAAGAGUUGAAAGGUAAUUGUAUUACCUACUGGCAGCAUCUCACGCAAGGAGUGCGAUCCAGUUGCGUUUCUCUAAGAUGAACUUGUGUGGCACAAGUUAGGAUGGCAGGUAACCUGGAAAGAUGAGUGUCCGUUAAUGAAUGUAGUAUAUUCUCUUUUCUUUUAUCUGCCUCAAAAAAGCUUUUCUUAUAAGAAUUUAUGCAUUCCAUCUCAUUGCCAUUGCAGUGCUGCAGGUUUAAGUGUAUUCUUACAGUAUGGUUGUACCAGUAGUACCCAACAACUCUUGACUUCUGCCAGUAGUAUCCAGCUUCUGCAUAAGUAACUAAUGGCUGUUCUUGAUGCUAAUGGAUUUGGUAUCUACAGCCAGUUUUACUUAUUUGAUUUUGAUAAAAUAGUAAGUUGAAAGAAAAUGGGAAUCAGUUAAAUGCUUGCAAAAUGGGAGAUCACACUGACAGAAGUUACAAUUCAAAAGACUGUUAUACUCUACUCGACGUGGUUGAAGUAUUUGUGAGCCAAACCGUCCCAGCAGACACAUCUGCAGCAGGAGGCUUAAACCAAGUCAGGUUAUGAAUUACUCAUAGGUUUUCUGGUUAAUUUGUUCUAUGAUUAUUGUUAAUACAGAGGUAGGGGAGAGUGGUGUUAACCAGAAAUGGACAGAUAAAAAAUAUGAAGGUCCAGGUAACAUGGAAUUCUGUUUCAACUCAAUACACUUUUUUUUUCAUUUUGCUGUCCUGUUUUUCUGCCAAUUACACAGAAAGCUACAAAAAUAACUUUUACCAAAAUAUGAACUACAUGGACAACAACAAGCUAUCCUGCCUACAUAUUUUAGAACAUAUGGCAUGUAUUACUUGUGGCUUUUUGGUAUGUGAAGGAUGCUUGAAAUGUUUCCCAAAGAAGCUCCUUUGCCAUUUAAUGCUUAUAUUUAUUACUGAAUCCUAUUAUGCUUAAGGUGGUGGCUUUGAUAGCCUUGUCUUGUAGUUAAGCCACUCACAACAUUGGUACAUUUACAAAUCAGUUUUACACACUUUUCCUAAUAAUGGCCUGUUUAAUAUAGCCGUUUGUCAGGGUUAAAUCACUACAAAUUUUAAAGGGCUGUUCACCGUAUCUUUACAACAUCCUGACCAUGUCAAAGAUCAAACAGUAAAUUUAUUGGGGCUACAAUUAAAGGAGGUUUCUGUUUAAAGUAUUUGUUCUGUUAAAAUCAGUUCAUUCGUUAAAGCAAGUGCUAGCAUAUCAAUGCAUAAUAUUAUUUUUUUUAGGUAUAUUUAAGUUUGUAAACAUCAGAAUUUGGAAAAUACAUAAUCACUUGUUGAUCAUCAAACAGAAAACUACUGUUACAUUUGCAUUAAUCAGUUAUUGUACAGCGUAUUGUAUCCUCUUCAUUUAAUAUCUGUACUGUACCCCACACUUUUCUAUUUUUUCCAAAUAUGCUCACAGUAACAAGAGGAAAGAGCAAUAAUUUAAUCCAACUUUAAGACUAAAGUCCACAGAUCUUUAUGCAGAUUAAUAGCUGUUCACAUACAUUCCUGUAUGUACUGUAUGGUACAUUAAGAAAAUAUAGUAGACAAACAGUAUAUGUAAAACAGAAAAACAGUAUAUUUAUUAGACAGAAAGUAUAUUUUAACUGUUUUACACUUUAAACAGUAGGCAAAACUGUCCCUGGGGUAGCACUGCUCCUGUAGACUACACACUGGUUCAUAGAUCUCAGACUGCAAAAGCUGUCUAACCCUAACCAUAGCCUCCAAGAAACAGUCUGAAAUUUUCUGUGCUAUAAAGUGCUGUCAUUAACAUUGCUAAUAACCUUUGAGCUCAUUCGUAUUCGGUGGGUUUUUGCUUAUUUCACAUUCACUUAAUCAUCAAUGAUUUACAGUAUACUUCCACUUAAUGAAUUCCAAUUAUGAAUCAGAAUGGGCAAAUUGUUGGAUUAAAAGAUGAUUGUUGGUACAAGAAUGCUUCACAUCUUUUUGAACCAUGGAACACAUAUACAAGGUAAUCGAAGCCUGAUUCAUUGAUCCAUCCACAGUGCCAGCGUACUGCUGCUAUCCUGAUCAAUUAUCAGUCAAGUUCUGUUCCCAGCAGCAGAGCUUCACUAAGAUUAGUCCAUCCUUCAGUGCUGCAGUACAGUCCCUUUCAACACCAGAUCCUUUUCAAAGCGCCUUUUUUUCAGAUAAUGACAUAUUAAAAUAUGCAUCAGCCAAACUGGAUGGUUAAGAAAUGUAAGUGAGGAUUUUUGAUUAUGUAGAAUUAAACAACUAAUAGGGAACAAAUGCAAGUAAUGGAUGCUGGUGUGCUUUGCUCCCAAAUACUUCUACUACUGGUAACAGCUAUAAUUAAUAUUUUGAGAUUUUCAGACUUUACCUGAUAUGAAUUUGUAUCGUAUUUAUAAAAAUGUGAUAUUUACAUGUUAUUUCACUAAAGUCAGUUUUAUGCAGAGGAUUUUUUUUGUUGUUGUUGAGAAUUUGGGGUUCAGUACAGUAUGUAAAUGUUACCCAACUGCUUUACUUUAUAUACAUGUGAAAACAAUGUAAAUGUUAAAGUGCUAUUAUAAAUUAUGUGGCUGGCAUAUCUUUUGACCACAUAACAUCUUGCUGCUGAAACUGCAAGUGUUUAAAAUUUUAGGGGAAAAAAAAGAUAUCUGUUUGACUAUGAAAACAUUUAGAAACUUUUUUGUAUGU